Messenger RNA from Didymella exigua CBS 183.55, 945 nucleotides. RefSeq lists its product as uncharacterized. Bases 1 to 945 code for a protein of 314 amino acids. The transcript has 2 exons. Gene Ontology annotation, cellular component: NatA complex. Gene Ontology annotation, molecular function: acyltransferase activity, transferring groups other than amino-acyl groups. The record is from RefSeq and is a predicted model, not a curated record. NCBI's taxonomy places the organism in Eukaryota, Fungi, Ascomycota, Dothideomycetes, Pleosporales, Didymellaceae. Gene Ontology annotation, biological process: mitotic sister chromatid cohesion.
AUGCUGCAGUCCUCGCUCUCCGGCUGGCUGAAGAAGCCCGCCGCCAGCAGCGAGACCGCGCCGCCGCCGCCGCCGCCGCCCCGAGCUCCAGCCGCCCCGAGACGGCCGCCGCCACCGCCCAAAUCCACCUCGGCGCCUCCCCGCCUGCCGCUGAACCGCGCGCCCCCCAGCACAGCGCCCACGCCCACGCCCAAGACGACCGAGCAGUGGAACGACAUACCCGAAGACUUCCUCUCCGCACCCUCGUCACGCCCGCGCUCGAAGAAGAGCCCCCGUCCCUCCGCCACACCCACUCCCGCCAGCGUCUCGCGCACACGCUCAACCGCGCCAACACCCCCCGUCCCGGGCAAAGAAGCCCCGCUAUCGAACCUGUUCUCGCUGCGCCCUCUGCCCCCCAACGUCGAGCUCGUGCCCCUCACGCCCGACCACCUCGACGCAUACAAAACCCUCAACGCCCUCACGCUGCCGAUCCCGUACCCCGACUCCUUCUACAAGGAGACCAUGACGGAGCCGCACCACAGCAUAACCCUGAUUGCACUGUGGCACCCCACACGCCCCAGCACAAGCCCGUCCAGCGAGGGCGAGCCAGCCCCAGCCAGCCCCAGCGUGGUCGGCGCAAUCCGCUGCCGCCUGCUGCCCGAGUCGCAGCUGUACAUCAGCACCAUCGGCGUGCUCGCGCCGUACCGCGAGCACGGCAUCGCCGUGCACCUGCUCGCCGCCGUGGUGCCGCGGGCCGUGGCCCAGCACGGCGUGCGCUGCGUGACGGCGCACGUCUGGGAGGCCAACGAUGCGGGACUGCAGUGGUACCUGAAGCGCCGCUUCGACGUCGUCGGGAAGCAGGAGAGUUACUACAGGAAGCUGCAGCCCUCGGGCGCGCUUCUGGUGCGCAAGUGGAUCGGGAUCGGGGAUCUGUUGGCGCGUGCGGAGGGAGGGGGAGGGGCGUGA